AUGUUUAAACCAUUCCGGCCUCCACUUUUGAAGAAUGCGCCAAAAUCUACUAAGCCCGUAGAUGAUUUCUCCAACGUCCAGGUCAUAUCGGAUUCUGAAGAGGAAAUCUUGACCAAACCAGUGGCAAAGAAGAGGCGACUUCUGAUACAUGAUGUCGAAGAAGCUCCAAAGAGUAAAGCCCCAAUUACAUCUUCGGCUGCCAAUGCGCCUCGGAAACCUUUGGUUGUCGUAAGAAACCCCGUUGAAGCAAGUCAAGGCACUAGUUCGUCUGAAAAUACAUCCGGGAUCGACGGAUAUUAUUUGGUAUUAUGGCGCAAAUUCACGAUGAAAAAGCACAAGACGUGGGAUGGAGAUGGAGUACUAGCCGUUACUGGAGGUUACGCUCGGCUUCAGAAUAUCGAUGGCAGGGAGAUGGGGCGCUGCAUGUAUAAUGAGCCUCUAUUACCCGGCAGUACAUUGAGUAUUGGGGGAAAAGAAGUAGAGAUUGAUGCUACCAUUACAAAGGCAGAUUUUCUUGCUGGCCGACCAUUUCUCAAUAACAGCAAUAAAUCUCCUGUACCAGAGAGCAACAGUCCAGGCACACGACCCUCGCCUCAUACUACAUUAUCUAGUAUCUCGAAAAGUAACCCUGUGAGCACAGUUGGGAAGAGGAAAGACAGUGGCUUAGGUUCAACUAUACCCGCUAAAAGCUUCUAUGCAUCUGCCCCAAAGAGCGAUGCAGUCAAGUCUCAAUUUAAGAAUCCUCUACUAGCAACAACUGUCAUGCCACAGAACAAGAACGGUCUUCCGACUCCCCGUCAUGAUCCUUCUGUACCUGGUGCAAUCGUCAUGCAACGUCCCAAUCCCAAGCACCUUGCUAAAGGAAAGGAUGUUGUGGAUGUUGUCGUGGAUCCUUUCUUAGGUAGGCAUUUACGCGACCAUCAAAAGGAGGGAGUUAAAUUUUUGUAUGAGUGUGUCAUGGGUUACCGAUCUUUCAAUGGACAGGGUGCAAUUUUAGCUGAUGAGAUGGGUCUGGGAAAGACGCUGCAGACAAUUGCGCUCUUAUGGACACUAUUGAAGCAAAAUCCGGAGCAUCCAAACGAGGGAGGCGUCAUAAAGAAGGCUCUGAUAGUCUGUCCAGUCACUCUUAUUGCGAACUGGAAAGCAGAAUUUAAUAAGUGGCUCGGGAAUGAGAGAAUAGGAGUGUUUGUCGCUGAUGGCUCUAAAAAUAUUCGACUCACCGAUUUUACUCAUGGCAAGAGUUAUAGCGUCAUGAUCAUUGGAUACGAAAAGCUACGUACAGUACAGGAAGAACUGAAGAAAGGAGGCGGAAUAGAUAUAGUCGUUGCUGAUGAAGGACAUCGCCUAAAAACAGCUGCGAACAAAUCAGCGCAGGCAAUCAGGAAUCUGAAUACCGAGAGGCGAGUAAUCCUCUCUGGAACCCCAAUACAAAAUGACUUGUCGGAGUUCUUUACAAUGGUGGACUUUGUGAAUCCCGGCCUCCUCAAUGGCUACAAUACUUUCAAGAAAUGUUUUGAGGCUCCAAUCUUGAAAAGCAGGCAGCCAGGUGCUACAGAGAAUGAUAUGGAAAAGGGAACGGCCCGAGAAGAGGAAUUGGCAGACUUGACCAAGUUGUUCAUUUUACGCCGCAAUGCGAGUAUACUCGCCAAAUACUUAAAGCCAAAGACAGAAUAUGUACUAUUCUGCAAGCCCACGCAGGCCCAGGCUGAGGUCUAUCAGCAUGUUCUUGCCUCCCCGGUCUUCGGCAGAGUCCUUGGCAGCUCAGAAGCAUCUUUACAGCUUAUUACUAUGCUCAAGAAAGUCUGUAACGCCCCGAGUCUCUUAGUCAAGAAGAGCGACACAGAUACUCCUAGCAAUUCAAAUGUCGCCCAACUUCUUGAAAGCAUCCCUCCUGAAAUCCUGAAGAAAAAUAUUGUUGUGGCAAGCAUUCUUGUAUCCAACUAUACGUCUACUCUCGACCUACUAAUGUCUCACCUUUCGUCAUUGAAUUUGCCAUUCUUGCGCCUCGAUGGUAGCACUCCUCAGGCAAAACGGCAGGAUUUGGUGAACACAUUCAACAAGACACCUGCAUCUAAAUACUUUGCAUUCCUCCUUUCAGCAAAAUCUGGCGGUGCUGGUAUUAACUUGAUCGGGGCAUCGCGCCUCGUGUUGUUUGACGUUGAUUGGAACCCUGCAACUGACCUUCAAGCCAUGGCACGUAUUCACCGUGAUGGCCAGAAACGAUCAGUAAAGAUAUAUAGGUUUUUGAUGUCAGGAGGCAUGGAUGAAAAAAUUUAUCAACGACAAGUCACCAAGAUCGGACUCGCUGACAGUGUCAUGGAUGGCAAAAAGAACGAGGCGAGUUUCUCAGCCGAUGAGUUACGAGAUCUCUUUAGAUUAGACAUGAAUGCGCGAUGCCAAACUCACGAACUACUUGGUUGCGGCUGUGAAGGUUCUGGUCGCGAGGAGUCGAUUGCAAUGGCCUCUGAAAUCUCGGUGGUUGACAAGGAACUGAACGCCAGUGAAGAAGAUGAAGACGAUGAUGACGAAUUUCCUGUAAAUCCAGCAUGUUCACUGGUAACAGCUACCAGAGCAAAUGUAGAAGCUCAGCAAAAGAUUGCUUUGGAAGCCACUCAAGGAAAACGGUCCAAGAAGGGCAAGAAGAUGCAAGCUUUGAUGGAGUAUAGACACAUUGAUACUUCCAUAUUCACCAGUCCGGCGAACCUCACUCCUAGUGAGGUCGACCAGGUGAAACAGUCACUAGAUGAUGAAGUCUUACUUACGGUUCUAGAGGAUGAAAGAUGUAAAGUUUGCUUUGUUUUUGCUAAAAAAGGAUAG
Sclerotinia sclerotiorum 1980 UF-70 is the source of this 2817-nucleotide messenger RNA. RefSeq lists its product as hypothetical. The record is from RefSeq and is a predicted model, not a curated record. Gene Ontology annotation, molecular function: ATP binding; DNA translocase activity; ATP-dependent chromatin remodeler activity. The transcript has 3 exons. Gene Ontology annotation, biological process: double-strand break repair via homologous recombination; reciprocal meiotic recombination. Bases 1 to 2817 code for a protein of 938 amino acids. Lineage: Eukaryota; Fungi; Ascomycota; Leotiomycetes; Helotiales; Sclerotiniaceae. Gene Ontology annotation, cellular component: nucleus.